This is a messenger RNA of Hemibagrus wyckioides, 3436 nucleotides long. RefSeq names its product selectin P (gene selp). Bases 88 to 3267 code for a protein of 1059 amino acids. Gene Ontology annotation, biological process: heterophilic cell-cell adhesion; response to cytokine; leukocyte tethering or rolling. Gene Ontology annotation, molecular function: sialic acid binding; calcium ion binding; oligosaccharide binding. The record is from RefSeq and is a predicted model, not a curated record. The transcript is spliced from 19 exons. Gene Ontology annotation, cellular component: membrane; external side of plasma membrane. Lineage: Eukaryota; Metazoa; Chordata; Actinopteri; Siluriformes; Bagridae.
GCACAGCAAGUACAACCCCAAUCAAGCAGAUAUACUGUUGUAACCUGAGAAGAUUGAGAAGAGUCUCACUGUGGAGAUGCUGAGAAGAUGUUCUUGGGGAAGCAUAUAGGGUUGUAUUUUGGAUGGACAGUGCUUAUGAUCAUGGUGAAUAAUGGAGUCCAGGCCUGGACAUACCAUUACAGCACAAACAGCAUGGAGUGGGAAAUAGCUCGCCAGUGGUGCAGGCAGCAUCACACUGACAUUGUGGCCAUCCAGAACAAGGAUGAGGUCAGGCACCUGGACCAGAAGUUGCCCUUCCGUAGCUCGUACUACUGGAUUGGCCUUAGAAAAUUGGCUGGCCAGUGGACGUGGGUGGGAACCAUGAAGCCCCUGGCACCCAAGGCAGCCAGCUGGGCUGAAGGAGAACCAAAUGACCAGGGAACCAAUGAGGACUGCGUGGAGAUCUACAUCAAAAGGUCCAAGGAUUCGGGCAUGUGGAAUGAUGACAGAUGCAGCAAAAAGAAAGCAGCGCUUUGUUUCACAGCAUCAUGUUUUGAGUGGUCAUGUAGUGAGCAUGGCGAGUGUGUGGAGAACAUUGGAAACUACACAUGCAAGUGCAAUGCAGGGUUCACGGGACCCCGUUGUGAAGAAGUUGUUGAAUGUCCUCCAAUUACCACUAGAACCAGUGGUUGGAAUAUGACAUGCAGUCAUCCUCUGCGUACAAACAGCUACACCUCUACGUGUGUGUUCAGCUGUGAAGAGGGCUUUGAGCUGAGAGGGUCAAACACAACCCUGUGUGAUCAAACUGGACAGUGGACACACACCACCCCUACCUGCACAGGCUGUCAUUGUUUUAUUCCAGCUGUGACCUGUGAUCCUGUUGUGAGGCCUCAGAAGGGUACCAUGAACUGUACUGAUCCACUGGGAAAGUUCUCGUUCCGUUCAUCGUGUGAUGUGAGCUGUGAGGAAGGAUACAAACUGAGAGGAGAGAACAACCUCACCUGCCUCAAGACUGGAAACUGGUCAGCAGAAACACCAGCAUGUGAAGCUGUGACCUGUGAUCCUGUUGUGAGGCCUCAGAAGGGUACCAUGAACUGUACUGAUCCACUGGGAAAGUUCUCGUUCCGUUCAUCGUGUGAUAUGAGCUGUGAGGAAGGAUACAAACUGAGAGGAGAGAACAACCUCACCUGCCUCAAGACUGGAAACUGGUCAGCAGAAACACCAGCAUGUGAAGUUGUAAGGUGCAGCGCUCUCAAUGCUGUUCCUCAUGGCUCCAUGCAUUGUACGGACUCGUUGGGAAAAUUCGCUUAUGGCUCCGUUUGUGGGUUUGAGUGUGACGUCGGCUUUCUGUUGAUGGGUUCAAACUACACCCACUGUAGCUCACAGGGGAACUGGAGCCACAGUCUUCCAGUGUGUCAAGCGGUACAGUGUUCUCCUCUAUCUGCUCACUUCAGUGACGGGAAAAUGAACUGCACUCAUCCCCUCUCCACCAACAGCUACAAGUCCACCUGUGUGUUUAACUGUGAUGAGGGCUUUCAACUCAUAGGAUCCAAUAAAACUCAGUGUGAUCACACUGGACAGUGGACACCCAAGACCCCCACUUGCAAAGCUGUGACCUGUGAUCCUGUUGUGAGGCCUCAGAAGGGUACCAUGAACUGUACUGAUCCACUGGGAAAGUUCUCGUUCCGUUCAUCGUGUGAUGUGAGCUGUGAGGAAGGAUACAAACUGAGAGGAGAGAACAACCUCACCUGCCUCAAGACUGGAAACUGGUCAGCAGAAACACCAGCAUGUGAAGCUGUGACCUGUGAUCCUGUUGUGAGGCCUCAGAAGGGUACCAUGAACUGUACUGAUCCACUGGGAAAGUUCUCGUUCCGUUCAUCGUGUGAUGUGAGCUGUGAGGAAGGAUACAAACUGAGAGGAGAGAACAACCUCACCUGCCUCAAGACUGGAAACUGGUCAGCAGAAACACCAGCAUGUGAAGUUGUAAGGUGCAGCGCUCUCAAUGCUGUUCCUCAUGGCUCCAUGCAUUGUACGGACUCGUUGGGAAAAUUCGCUUAUGGCUCCGUUUGUGGGUUUGAGUGUGACGUCGGCUUUCUGUUGAUGGGUUCAAACUACACCCACUGUAGCUCACAGGGGAACUGGAGCCACAGUCUUCCAGUGUGUCAAGCUGUGACCUGUGAUCCUGUUGUGAGGCCUCAGAAGGGUACCAUGAACUGUACUGAUCCACUGGGAAAGUUCUCGUUCCGUUCAUCGUGUGAUAUGAGCUGUGAGGAAGGAUACAAACUGAGAGGAGAGAACAACCUCACCUGCCUCAAGACUGGAAACUGGUCAGCAGAAACACCAGCAUGUGAAGUUGUAAGGUGCAGCGCUCUCAAUGCUGUUCCUCAUGGCUCCAUGCAUUGUACGGACUCGUUGGGAAAAUUCGCUUAUGGCUCCGUUUGUGGGUUUGAGUGUGACGUCGGCUUUCUGUUGAUGGGUUCAAACUACACCCACUGUAGCUCACAGGGGAACUGGAGCCACAGUCUUCCAGUGUGUCAAGCGGUACAGUGUUCUCCUCUAUCUGCUCACUUCAGUGACGGGAAAAUGAACUGCACUCAUCCCCUCUCCACCAACAGCUACAAGUCCACCUGUGUGUUUAACUGUGAUGAGGGCUUUCAACUCAUAGGAUCCAAUAAAACUCAGUGUGAUCACACUGGACAGUGGACACCCAAGACCCCCACUUGCAAAGCUGUGACCUGUGAUCCUGUUGUGAGGCCUCAGAAGGGUACCAUGAACUGUACUGAUCCACUGGGAAAGUUCUCGUUCCGUUCAUCGUGUGAUGUGAGCUGUGAGGAAGGAUACAAACUGAGAGGAGAGAACAACCUCACCUGCCUCAAGACUGGAAACUGGUCAGCAGAAACACCAGCAUGUGAAGCGGUACAGUGUUCUCCUCUAUCUGCUCACUUCAGUGACGGGAAAAUGAACUGCACUCAUCCCCUCUCCACCAACAGCUACAAGUCCACCUGUGUGUUUAACUGUGAUGAGGGCUUUCAACUCAUAGGAUCCAAUAAAACUCAGUGUGAUCACACUGGACAGUGGACACCCAAGACCCCCACUUGCAAAGUGGAGGGCAUGACAGUAGGCACUGGCUUUCUUGUCUAUGGUGCAGUUGGCGCAGCAUCAGCACUUGGCCUGCUGCUGAUGGGGGGAUUGGUCAUGCUGAUGGUGCGGCAGUUCAGCAAGGAUAAGUUCACUCCGGAUUACUCAGCCUGGGAUGGAGCUCUAAAUCCAGCAUUUGAAGGCCUUUAACCAUUUUAAGGAAAGCAUGCAGUUCUUUAUUAUGUACUAGGACAAAACAUAAUUUUUUGUAAUAAUGAUUAGAUAAAUUGAUGGACUGUCUUAUGUGCAUCUGAAAUAUGACUAAAGGGCAAUAUUUUCAUCAGAGGUUUUGAUUUUAUAAAUAAAGUCAUCCAUGAAA